AUAUAUGUACAUUCCACCUGACAAAGUGAUCUACCUUUGUGGGACUCUUGUGUCAAUGUGUAAAUGGAGAAAAGAAGUCCUAGCUUGCCAAAUCCUGCUGAACCAGGAUGAUGACAUGUGAUAACUGGAUAGUGAGUGGCCCAAGUUAGCAUAUUUGUACAAUAUUCAACUCAAAGUGCUAUGCAAUUUCUUGGAUUAGAAUUAUGUAAAAUUCCAAUCCUGGUAAUCAAUGGAACUCAGAUCGAAUUUUUAAUAAGAAUGUCCGAAUGGCGUGAGUUGAUUCGGAUUAUAACAAUUAAAUUAAGAAAAAUAUUUCACGGCAAUUUUUGAUUUUUUCUAGAGCCAAUGAGAGCAGCCAGAGGGGGGGGGGGGCAAGAAAUAAGGAAAAAGCUAAGAUAGUAGAUAGAUAAUAUUAGAUAAUUUCUAGUUGUCUAUUAGUAUUACCUUCUAAAUAAAUAAUAAUAAAUAAAAAUAAAAAUAAAAAAAAUAAAUAAACCGAAAAGUAAAAAUGUGAAAACAUGGCAAACAGUUGUUUUGUUUCUGUUUGUCGUUUGUCAUCUUCGAUUUUUUAACGUUUACAAUGCGUUCUGCUAUCUGCGUCUUCGGCAAAAUUUCAACUUUUAACUUUGCCAAUAGCAACCAAAUUUUUGGACACAGUCAACGCGUUUGGCAGACACGAUUAAUACAUUCUGGUAACAUGCAGCCCCGUUAUUUGAAACAAGCCGAGGCAAUUAAACUGGACGAGGAGCUGUUCAACUAUUUUGGAGUUGAACAAUUAAUGGAACUAGCCGGAUUAAGUUACCUUCCAGAAAUAUUUUAUCCUAAACGCCCUGCCAAGAUUCUGUAUGAAAAUCUAACGAAGCAGUGUGAGCUGUUUGAAAUUCCAUUUCUGUCAUCAUUUCCAGCUCAAGAAGAGCUAAACACAAAAUAUUCACUUAUUGUGGAUGCAUUAUUUGGCUUUAGCUUUAAACCCCCCAUUCGACAAGAAUUUUCUGAGAUUAUUAACACCAUGAUACAAACAUCAACACCAUGUUGCAGCAUUGAUAUUCCUAGUGGAUGGGAUGUUGAAAAUGGGCCAGUUGAUCCGACAAAUCAUUUAAAUCCUGCAAUGCUGAUUUCUUUGUCUGCACCGAAAUUGUGUGCAAGUUUUUUUCGAGGCAUCCAUUAUUUAGGAGGUCGCUUCAUUGCCCCUGCAUUAGCUACAAAGUAUGAGCUCAAUUUACCAAAUUAUCCUUCGACGCAAAAUUGUGUGCGGCUGUGAUAGAGUAUUAAACUGUGAAAGUAUAAACAUCCCUAAAUGUAACAUUAUAACCAAUGCAUCUUGAUUCCUAAAUAAAAAUAAAGACUAAAACGAAA
Messenger RNA from Daphnia magna, 1356 nucleotides. RefSeq names its product NAD(P)H-hydrate epimerase (gene Naxe). The transcript has 4 exons. NCBI's taxonomy places the organism in Eukaryota, Metazoa, Arthropoda, Branchiopoda, Diplostraca, Daphniidae. Bases 581 to 1261 code for a protein of 226 amino acids. Gene Ontology annotation, molecular function: NAD(P)HX epimerase activity. Gene Ontology annotation, cellular component: mitochondrion. The record is from RefSeq and is a predicted model, not a curated record.